Messenger RNA from Penicillium waksmanii, 1827 nucleotides. RefSeq names its product aldolase. Lineage: Eukaryota; Fungi; Ascomycota; Eurotiomycetes; Eurotiales; Aspergillaceae. The record is from RefSeq and is a predicted model, not a curated record. Gene Ontology annotation, molecular function: hydroxymethylglutaryl-CoA lyase activity. Gene Ontology annotation, biological process: ketone body biosynthetic process; L-leucine catabolic process. Bases 1 to 1827 code for a protein of 608 amino acids. The transcript is spliced from 2 exons.
AUGGCCCAGCAAUCACCCCCAGUCAGAAUUGUGGAAGUAGGACCACGCGAUGGACUACAGAACAUACGUGAUUCAGUCCCAACUCAAACGAAAUUGGAAUUGAUUCGACGACUUCAAGCGACAGGUCUCUCUACUAUUGAGUUGACAUCUGUUGUGUCGCCGCGCGCCAUUCCUCAACUGAAAGACUGUCGGGAGGUGCUCCGGGAUGAGGAGUUGAAGAAAUUUCUACAAAAUCCACGACUCCGAUUACCUGUCCUUGUUCCUAAUGAGAAGGGUCUAAAGAUUGCUAUUGAGCAUGGCGUUCGAGAGGUCGCUGUGUUCGUCAGUGCGACCGAGGGAUUCAGUAAAGCCAACAUCAACUGUACCGUGCAAGAAGGGAUUGAAAGAGCGAAGCGAGUGGCUGCAUUAGCCUUAGCUACGAAAGAAGCCGGUGAAUCCCAGAUUGCAGUGCGUGGCUACGUCUCCUGCAUCUUCGCAGAUCCAUUCGACGGCCAAACGCCACAUUCCGCAGUGCUCCAUUGUGUACAGGAAUUACUUCAAGCAGGCUGCUACGAGAUAAGCCUGGGCGAUACCCUCGGCGUGGGAUCCCCGUCCAACGUGCACAGUCUACUCGCCUACCUGAAAGAUAACAAUAUCCCUCUCUCCAAACUGGCUGGGCAUUUCCAUGACACUUAUGGACAAGCUGUCGCCAAUGUCUGGGAGGCGUAUACCUGCGGUCUUACCGUCUUCGACAGCAGUGUUGCGGGACUAGGCGGGUGUCCAUUUGCGCCUGGUGCUAAGGGCAAUGUCGCAACGGAAGAUUUGGUGUACAUGUUCAAUAAUGCUGGCAUCUCUACGGGUGUUGAUUUAGCCCGGUUGACUGAGGUGGGGACUUGGAUAUCGAAGCAACUGUCGAUAACUAAUUCGAGUCGGGUGGGCACGGCUCUAAUGAUUAAGAGCAGCGCCAAGCUUGUUUCUGGCUCUUCCAAGUCGCAGCACACCAAGCCUCUUCAGUGGACUUUGAUCUCCGAAACGGAUGGGUUGUUAAUUCAUCGCUCGGGCGUCAAUCUCAAGAUCACCCUUGACAGGCCAAAGAACGGCAACGCAUUGACAGCCACGAUGAUCUCCGAUAUCACUAAAGCCGUGACAGACGCCAAUUACGAUGCAGAAAUAUCUCGGAUCGUCAUCACGGCGAAUGGCAAGUUCUUCUGCACAGGUAUGGAUCUGGGCAAAGAUAGUACGCCUGUUGCGCGAGGUGGAUCGGCUAGCGAUGCGCAGUAUGCAAGAUUAACUACGCUAUUCGAGGCCAUCGAUACUUCGCCGAAGGUGACAAUUGCUACCAUCAACGGGCCUGCGUUUGGUGGAGGAGUCGGUCUGGCUUUUGCUUGUGAUAUUCGUAUCGCCACAAACUCGACAGUCAUGACUCUGAGCGAGGUGAAGUUGGGUCUCUGUCCAGCGACUAUCUCUAAAUAUGUCAUCAGGGAAUAUGGGCUAUCGUUUGCGAGGGAGGUGAUGUUGUCUGCGAGGCCAGUUAAAGCAUCCGAGUUAAUGACUCGGGGGAUCAUAACCGAUGUUGUGGGAAAUAUAGAGCAGUUGAAUUUGAGGUUGGAUGCGCUGCUAGACGCAUUGAGGAUUGCGUCUCCCAAUGCGUCACGCAUGUCGAAGGAACUUAUUCGGCUUGCUUGGAAGGAUGGUGGAGGUGAAAAGCAAGCUGCGGGGAUCAAAACACUCUUCGACGAGAUGAUGCGGUCCGAUGCUGAUGGUGCACAUGGUUUGAGGGAGUUCGGCUUGAAGCGAAAGGUGGAUUGGGACGCACAUACUCUGCAACAAGGAAAGUCGAAGCUUUAG